AUGGCUUUGAAAUGGGGUGGACGUCCGUACAGGAACAAGAAUAAGUCCAUCAACCUCCCACCCAACACAGCUCUGGUGGAAGGUGUGGUUGUGAUAAAAGACCAGCGUAAUUUCGGUAGACAAGUAAAGAGUAAGCACAAAGAAGUGGUCAUCAUUAGUGAAAAUAUGCAGUCGCUGGCCGAAAAUGAUGGAAUUCCCAGCAAGCGAAAAAGAAUAAGUAAGAAAGCAGUCGCGGAGACACUGGCUUGCGAGAGCCCAAAACUUCCAAGUUUGGACGAUAUGAUUGCACAGGAAGAACUCUGCUUGCAGCGGCUCAGGCCGCUAUCGAUUUAUACUGAUGCGCUGAAUUUCUUGAGAAGCUCGAGUGAUUAUAUGGCCUUUUUUGAGUUCUAUCUUCACGAGACUGCUCGACAUUUCAUAACAUUUGAUGUCCAGUCUUAUCCCAACGCUUUCACUACUUUAAUGCCGCGCAUGGCCCUCUUCAGUCCUACCUUAAUGAAACUCAUUGUUGCGCACGGGGCGAGACACAGAAAACAGCUGUUCUUUUUUGAAGAAGAGACAUCUUAUCGGCCUCUAGAGGACAUGGCGGACUCGAGCCUUGUCCACGACACUACAGUGCGCAAACUUAUGGACGAUGGCGUGAAUGAGCUCGUUUUUAAGCUCUCUUCCUCGACCCAGGGCGCUGACGAGUCUGUGUUGGCCUGCACGUUAGAGCUUGCUAGCUUUUCGAUGUUUUUUGGCGGUUCAGGAGGUCACUGGCGUGCUCAUCUUCGUGGCGCUCAAGGUCUUAUCUCGAAAAAGCUCACCUCAUCAAAAUUUGAUGAUAAAGCUCUCCGAUACACCAACACAAAAGGGGGGUUAUGCAUUUUUGAGAAGGUGGUUUACUUACAUGAGAGUCAUGAGCUACCUCUGCUCCACUAAUUUCCCAAACUCUCUUGUCAACUGCAGUACACAAAAGGAGGAUUACGUUUUAUGGAGGGGUAGAGAUAAAAAACCUAUCUCCCUCAUGAUGGAUGAUAUUGAAUAUGCCAAUGGCAUGGAAAUCUUUGUACUUUCUUUAUUGUCAGAAGUUUCUCAUCUAAUUGUGGAACGGCACCAAUUGCUCACUGAGCCACCAACGCAUCAACUACUCGCAGAUGCUUUGGAACUCGAUUCAAGAAUCCUUGGCCAUAUGGAAAGUCGCGAGAAUGAGGGAUGAGCUUUUCAGCGGAGCCAGUUGUACUAACUCAAAUGCGCUUUCGAGUGUGAAAUUGAAGCGUUAUAAAAUUCUGAGAGCAACAAACCUUAUGUUUGGUUAUACUGGUGUAUUGCAGUUGAGAAGAAGAGUAAUGGGCUUGUCCCACAAGGAUCCCUCUGUCGUCGAUCUGCUUAUUAAGAUGACAGAUAUUAUUGAGAAACAGCUACCUCGAGGGGAUGCUUCAUUUCCGUGUAUGUUAAUCACCAUUUUCUGUUGCGGUUGUGAGUUGCUGGACGAAAGCUUUGAAGGGAGACGUCAGGCCUGCCUCGAGCAGCUGGAGUACUACAUUACCCGAGGUUUCCAAAGUGCUGUUCACGCCAGAGAAAUCAUGCAGGAGUGCUGGGUAACGGGGAAGCCAUGGUGGGAGGUCCUGCAUGAUAAAAACCUUGGUAUCUGUUUCGCAAUUUGA
This is a messenger RNA of Lachancea dasiensis, 1646 nucleotides long. Lineage: Eukaryota; Fungi; Ascomycota; Saccharomycetes; Saccharomycetales; Saccharomycetaceae. The record is from the annotation of a GenBank genome assembly.